UAGUUGGUGCCCGGAGGAAGUAAUACGUGAUGCAAAAUGGCCGCUUUUGUUUGCUAAAUGUGCUGCAUGAACAAGAGGAAGGGAAUACCAAAUUGUUGUUGCAAAAUUAUUCCCGCUGUCAAUAUAUAUUCAGCAUUGGUCCGAUUGAAAUUUGGGAUUUUAUGGCGAAUACGCUGGAUUUCAGGACCCACGUGGAUCAGUCAUGCAGAUAUUCAGAAGAAUUUGUCAACAUAUACUACGACUGCAUGGAUAAGAAAAGGAGGAACUUGACCCGACUCUACCUGGACAAGUCGACCUUGGUGUGGAAUGGGAACGCGGUGUCAGGACAGGAUGCCCUCAGCGAGUUCUUUGAGUCUUUGCCUUCGAGCGAGUUCCAAGUUCAAACCCUGGAUUGCCAGCCAGUUCAUGAGCAAGCUACACAAGGUCAGACCACACUGCUUGUGGUGACUGGUGGGACGGUGAAGUUCGAAGGAAACAAACAGCGUUUCUUCAACCAGAACUUUCUUUUAACAGCGCAGGCUACACCCAACAAUGACCAGCCUGUUUGGAAGAUUGCAAGUGACUGUUUUCGCUUUCAAGAUUGGAAUAGCUGAGGCUGUCCUGAUCUAAAAUGUAUGAACACUCAACAGUGAUCAAACUCCACUUUUAUUAG
Pungitius pungitius (ninespine stickleback) is the source of this 652-nucleotide messenger RNA. RefSeq names its product nuclear transport factor 2-like export factor 2 (gene nxt2). The record is from RefSeq and is a predicted model, not a curated record. The transcript has 4 exons. NCBI's taxonomy places the organism in Eukaryota, Metazoa, Chordata, Actinopteri, Perciformes, Gasterosteidae. Gene Ontology annotation, cellular component: nuclear pore central transport channel. The coding region runs from base 30 to 593 and encodes 187 amino acids. Gene Ontology annotation, biological process: poly(A)+ mRNA export from nucleus.